GGUGAUCCCCUCCAUGAUUAAGUUGGACUAUGCAUUUUAUUUUUGUAAUUUUUGUACUUGGAGUUUCUGCCAAGGAGGAAUGGGAACAGCAAGUUGUGGGAGCACCCGGCAGUGACGUUAUCCUCCCCUGUUCAUUUCCCUGCAGUGACAGGGAGAAUCUCCAUGAUGUUGUUGUGAGCUGGCAGUGUAACGGUACAGUGGUGGUGCACAGUUACCAUGACAGUCAAGACCAAGAACAUUCCCAGAGCGCUGCUUACAGGGGUCGCACUCACUUAUUCCAUGACCAGUUACUGAAGGGAAAUGGCUCUUUACACCUGAAGAGUGUACAGAAGAGCGACCAAGGCUGGUACAAAUGUGAGGUGUUUAGUGUGAAUGGAAACACCAAGAUGCUUGUGUUCCUCCUGGUGGCAGCUCCUUAUGAAGAACCUCAGCUCUCCAUCUACGUUGGAUGUGGUAGUGUGAAUAUCAACGUCACCACAUCCCGUGGCUUUCCUCAACCAGUGCUUCUUUGGAGAGAUGAAACGGAAAGUGACAUCACCAAUCAUAGCCAAACCCGUGUGGAGUCUGACAGAUGGGGAUGCUUGGAGGUGCAGAAUGAGCUCAGUCUGCCACUGAAUGACACAAAGACCCUAACAGUUGAGAUGACGCUGGAAGUUCUCAACCAGACGGUCUCUCGUUCUCUCACUGUCCUCCCAUCUUCAGGAGGCUGUGUGACUCAGACUGCAUUCAGGAGCAGACUGGCAGCUCUCUUCUCUUUAUUAAUGCUGCUGGGAACCAUCAUCACCAUCUUGAUUAAGGGAAGAUAACAUUUUUUGUUGACUUAUUUUCUACAUUUUUAGGCAAGAAAAUGCUGGAAAAUUAUAGUUUUAUAAAUUGAGAAACUGCAGACAAUGUGAUAAAAGGAAUGGCGAUACUGGAACAACAGUGGCAUUCAUAGGCGUUUUUAAAUUAAGCAAUUUUCCUUCCAGUGAUGAAGGCUCCCAUAACACCUUGACAGGAGGCAGUUCUCCAAGGAUCAGGAAGCUGAAUUAAUCAAACACAUAAUGUAUUCGUUAGCUUUUGCAACACAAACGUGUCUGAGAACUUUGUAAAUACAUAAAUGUCAAGAAAGGACGUAUGCUGUGAACAAUACAAUGCUGCUAAUAUUAAAUUGAACACAGGACAAACCAAGAUGGGUGGAGUGUGCAUCGCUGCAAUGGGCAGAAGAAACUGAUUAUGGAAUCACUGUAGAAGUUCUCAUUGACGCACCUCUACUUCUUUUCUAAUAGAAAUAUAAAAGGAAUUUAUACGACCUUUACAUUUAUUUAUUUAGCUGAUGCUUUUCUCC
Scleropages formosus (Asian bonytongue) is the source of this 1327-nucleotide messenger RNA. Its product is annotated as CD276 antigen homolog. The coding region runs from base 30 to 806 and encodes 258 amino acids. Lineage: Eukaryota; Metazoa; Chordata; Actinopteri; Osteoglossiformes; Osteoglossidae. Gene Ontology annotation, molecular function: signaling receptor binding. The transcript is spliced from 4 exons. Gene Ontology annotation, cellular component: external side of plasma membrane. Gene Ontology annotation, biological process: regulation of cytokine production; T cell receptor signaling pathway. The record is from RefSeq and is a predicted model, not a curated record.